AUGCCCGGCAUGAUUGAGGAGAACCCCGAGCUCGUGCAGCCCGAGAGCUGGGCGCGGAUGAAGUCGUGGAGCGGCAAGACGCCCGUCUUCCUCUUCCACGACGGCGGCGGCACCACCUUUGCCUACCACUGCCUGGACCCGCUGCAGCGCUUCACCUACGGCGUGCGCAACCCGCACUUCUUCAGCGGGCGGCGCUUCGAGGGCGGUGUGCCCGAGAUGGCCGCCGAGUACAUCACCCGCAUCCGCGCCGCCGUCGCCGCCGACUCCUUCACCCCCAAGCGGCGCGACAACGGCGGCGUUGGCCCGGUGGACAUACUCGUCGGCGGUUGGAGCCUCGGCGGCAUGACCAGCCUCGAGGUCGCGCGCCAGCUGCACGGCGACCCGGACCUGCGCGUGCGCGGCAUCCUCAUGAUCGACAGCGCCUUCCCCGCGCUCCUCGCCGAGCGCCGCCAGCAGGUCAUCUCCCUGGAUAACGAGGAGGACCCGGAGGCGCAGGCGCGCGAGGAGGAGGGCAAGACGAAGAACCAGGUGCUCUCGAUGCGGGCGAUGCGCGAGGCGCGCCGGAUGAUCGCGCGGUGGGAGCUGCCGCGGUGGGACUGGACAGCGGCCAUCGACGCGGACCGCGGCGCGGGGCCGCGCAGCGCGCUGGGAUGGGAGCGCUACGACGAGCGCAUGUUCGUGGAUGUACUCGACGUGGACGGCCACCACUUCAACAUGUUUGACCACUCGCGCAUCCCGGGCAUCACGGCGGCUAUCGCCAAGGCCCUGACAAGGCUGGACCCGCGGACGGCGGAGGAGGACGGCCAGUCCUUUGGUGAUUCGUGGGACUCGGCGCACGCUGGGUUCUGA
Cordyceps fumosorosea ARSEF 2679 is the source of this 849-nucleotide messenger RNA. RefSeq names its product Thioesterase. The record is from RefSeq and is a predicted model, not a curated record. The transcript has a single exon. Bases 1 to 849 code for a protein of 282 amino acids. Lineage: Eukaryota; Fungi; Ascomycota; Sordariomycetes; Hypocreales; Cordycipitaceae.